Ricinus communis (castor bean) is the source of this 1667-nucleotide messenger RNA. RefSeq names its product increased DNA methylation 1. The transcript has a single exon. Gene Ontology annotation, molecular function: transcription corepressor activity; acyltransferase activity, transferring groups other than amino-acyl groups. NCBI's taxonomy places the organism in Eukaryota, Viridiplantae, Streptophyta, Magnoliopsida, Malpighiales, Euphorbiaceae. Gene Ontology annotation, biological process: negative regulation of DNA-templated transcription. Bases 80 to 1603 code for a protein of 507 amino acids. The record is from RefSeq and is a predicted model, not a curated record.
UUUACCUGGUUACUACUCCAGUCAGAUCGUAUAGCAGUUCGCAAGAAGACCCGUAAAGUGUCAUUGAUAAGGUGCAAAUAUGAGGAAAACUAAGAGAGUAAUUUUCCAAAAUUAUCAAAGGGAAAACGAUCACAAUGUGAGCCCUGCAAAGCCGAAAAGGGGAAGACCAAAGAAAUUAAGAGAUGACCUGACAGGCAAGCAACCCACCUUAGUACAAGAACCGAGCAAAAGAGUUGAGAAGAUGAGUUCUUCAAAUCGCAAUCCUAAUAAUACCAUUUUGUCUUGUUUAAUUGACAAUAAUGUAGUGGUAGAGGGAGCAAAAGUGUAUUACCGUCCUGUCAAGAUUCGUCCUAAAUUGACAGAAGGGAGGAUAACUCGUUAUGGAAUUGAAUGCGAUUGUUGUCAGAAGAUUUUUGCCCUCUCAGAAUUUGAAGUUCAUGCUGGUAGCACAAGACACAGGCCAUCUGCAAAUAUUAUAUUAUAUGAUGGCAGAACAUUGACUGAUUGUCAGGAGGAACUGGCAGGUGAGGGUAAAAGGGGGAGAAUCACAAGAAUUCAUAAGACGAAGAACCCUAAGGAGGAACUGCCAAGUGAGGGUAAAAGGGAGAGAAUCACAGGAAAUCCUGAUAGUAAGACUACUAGGAGGAAGAAGGUAGGACACAGCAAUAAUGUUGAUAGCGAUAACAUAUGUUCGUUUUGCUAUUAUGGAGGUGAUUUAGUUUUAUGUGAUCGAUGUCCAUCAGCCUUCCAUAAAGAUUGCCUUGGUCUGAAGGAAGUUCCUGAUGGGGAAUGGUUCUGCCCAUUCUGCUGUUGCAACAUUUGCGGCCAAAACAAAUUACUAGACAAUGAUGUUCAGCAAGAUGGUUUCAUUCUCAGUUGUGACCAAUGCCCACGUAAAUUUCAUGUUGCAUGUGCAAGGAGUAGAGGACUAAUCAAGUUAGAAAGGAAAAGUACCUGUUAUAGUUGGUUUUGCAGUGAUAAGUGCGAAUAUGUAUUCUCAGGGCUCCAACAUCUUUUGGGAAAAUCAGUACCAGUUGGCACAGAUAAUCUCACUUGGACAUUGCUGAAACGAGUGGAGCCUGAUUGUUUUGAUCUUGAGGUCUUAUCAGCUAACAACAGCAAACUGAAGCUUGCUCUUGAAGUGAUGCAUGAGUGCUUUGAACCAGCUAAAGAUGCCUUCACGGGUAAAGAUCUUGUUGAAGAUGUGAUCUUUAGUAGUGGAUCUAACCUAAAUCGCUUGAACUUCCUAGGAUUUUACACAGUUCUUCUAGAAAGGAAUAAUGAAUUAACAACUGCUGCUAAUGUGCGCGUCUUUGGAGAUAAGGUGGCUGAGGUACCCUUUGUCGCUACCAAGUUUCAAUAUCGAAGACUGGGAAUGUGCAGGGUGUUGAUGAAUGAGCUUGAGAGACAACUUCUGAACUUGGGUGUGGAGAAGUUAGUUCUGCCUGCUGCCUUCAGCACUCUUGAGACAUGGAUAAAAGGUUUCGGGUUCUCAGUCAUGACAGAUAGUGAUAAAAAGGCACAUUCAGAUUAUCCUAUUUUGUUUUUUCAAGGUACAGUCCUGUGUCAGAAAUUCUUAAAGAGAUCCCUUCUGCAAGAUUAAAGCCUGGGUGAUCAAGAGUCAUUGGUUAUAACCAAUCAACCCAUCUAGGAUGUAGCUGUCUGUA